Messenger RNA from Aspergillus brunneoviolaceus CBS 621.78, 1686 nucleotides. Its product is annotated as P-loop containing nucleoside triphosphate hydrolase protein. The coding region runs from base 1 to 1686 and encodes 561 amino acids. The transcript is spliced from 5 exons. Lineage: Eukaryota; Fungi; Ascomycota; Eurotiomycetes; Eurotiales; Aspergillaceae. The record is from RefSeq and is a predicted model, not a curated record. Gene Ontology annotation, molecular function: ATP binding; ATP hydrolysis activity.
AUGGCCGUGCUCUGGGAUUCCGCGUCUCCCGUGGACAAUGGUGAUGAAGUCUUGUUGAAUGUAACGGAGCUGACAGAGAACCUCUCUGUGCCUUCGACACAAGGCUCUGCUCCCAGCGAUGUCCUUAACCUCUACCGGUUGAGCCCCGACAAGCCGUGGACGAAGCAGAUUCCGAAAGACCUGACCGAGCCCGUCGAAAGCCUGGAACCCGUGAAGUCCCCGCUGAUUGUCCGAUGGACCAAGGGUGAAGACGCCCGCUGGCAGGCCCGAUCCUUCACCCUGCAGAGCGAGGAAAUCAGGCAGGCUCUGACGCCAGCGUUCGCGGGUUACUCCGGCAUCACCAUGACUCUGGAGACUCUCACGUUCGAAUACCCGUACGUGCCGUUCGUACGCCAGUGGCAGCAAUUCUGCCAGACACGCGAGGAUACGCAGAACCCGACAAUCCGCUCCUACCUCGACCUGUUGCAUCAGAUUCUGGAUAACGAGGUUGGCGAUAUUCUCACCCGUCGGGCGGACCUGCUCAAGAACGGCGUCAUUACCCACGACCUCCUAUGGACGGUCUUCAUUCCGCAGACUGUUCUCUUCAGCGCGGGGGGGCGACACCCCUCGGGCGUACGAGAUGGCUUUGUCGAGGUUAAGACGCGGUACAUUGACUACGACGGGGAAAAGUACCACUACGAGAACGAGGUGGUUAAUAUCUGCCCAUUCAAGGGCACGAUGGCCCUCGACGCGCUGCAAAUCUUCCCUCCGGCAAAUCACCAGGACGCAGAAGCCAUGCGACAGCGGCUGAUUGACCGCGGGAACUUGUGGGAAUCAUACGAUGGCUCGCAUUACAAGCACGUACGGGACUACGGGCGCGUGAUGAUUGACCCCGCUGGAUACAGGAAGCACCACAACAGCCAUAUGAAUGGAUGGGAGACCGGGGCCACGGAAAUCGCGACGGCCAUGACCGACGAGCAUCGGCUGCUGGCCACCCCGUGGGUGCGCGGUUUCUCGUUGCGGAAGAAGGAGUGGCGGGCGUUUAUGGUCGAUGAGGUUGAGGAUAUUGCCUGGAACAAGGAUGCCUUUGACUCCUUGGUCCUCCCCCGCGGGCAACAAGAUCUAAAGAAGUUGAUUCUCGCUGUCGCGAAAGCCCAGUCGCAGGACUCGUUUGACGAUGUGGUUCAAGGCAAGGGCCAGAGCGUUAACUUGCUUCUAAGUGGCCCGCCGGGCGUUGUGCUUCUGAUUGACGAAGCCGAUGUCUUCCUCGAGGCCCGCACGGUAUCCGAUCUGGCCCGAAAUGAAUUGGUCUCGAUCUUCUUGCGAAAAAUGGAGUACUACGAGGGUAUCCUAUUCCUAACGAGUAACCGCGCCGAGAACAUCGACCCGGCCUUCGACUCUCGUAUUCAUAUUUCACUCCUAUACCCGGACCUCGAUGCUGUGUCUCGGCGGCAGAUCUGGGCGCAGUUCCUUCCCUCCACCGCAGAUAUUACGGAGGCGCAGCUGGAUAGCCUAGCGGAGUUGGAACUUAACGGUCGGCAGAUCAAGAAUUUGCUCAAGACUGCGCAUCUCUUGGCACGGGAUCAAGAGCGAGGACUGCUGUUUGCUGAUCUGGAGACGGUCGUCAACUUAAGGUCUCUGGGCGGGAAGCCCUCAAGCAUAUGGCAGAACUUCCUCAAAAGCUUAGGGCUCGCUUGGCUGGGCUAA